AUGACACCGCGACCAACGACCGCGCCGGCUCAAUCGACGACGACCCAGCCGCAAGAUGAGGCCACAACGCCUACUCGGGCCAGCUUCGGAGCCGCCGCAUUAUCAUCGCAAAAGCCGCUGCCAACUUCACCCUUUCCCGACUCGGUGCAAGUACCCGAACCCUCCGCGACGACCCCGAAGAGAGCACAUUCGGAACAUUCGAGGAGAUCCAAGGACUCCGAUGACAUGGAGAUGGAUGACUCGGACGGCGAAGAGCACCCUGCCGAUGAUGGGGCUGGCUCAGAUGACGAAAGCGUUAAUGGCGAUGGGACAAAAUCUAAGAAGAAAAAAUCCCAGCGAUUUUACUGCACCGAUUAUCCGCCAUGUAGUCUGAGUUUCACGAGAAGUGAACACUUGGCACGCCAUAUCAGAAAGCACACUGGUGAACGCCCUUUCCAAUGCCACUGCUCCCGCCGAUUUUCGCGUCUCGACAACCUCCGACAACAUGCACAAACUGUACACGUGAACGAAGAUAUCCCGAUCGAUUCACUUGCCGCGACCGGAACACGGUUCCAGAGACAAAUCAGGACGGACAGGGUCCGACAACCCGGAAGAGCGCGGGCAUCAACGGCGGGGAGCGUUGCCCCUGGGGGGCGUGGCCACUCCAAGUCACUAUCCACAUCGAGUAUCACAAGCGUGAGCUCGAUAGCAUCUGGAUACAGCGUGAGCGAUGCACGCCGUCGCCCUGCGCCACUUGUUAUGGCUGACCCACGGUCUCGAACGUCCCUCGAGGCUUAUCGCGGUCCGGACGGGCAAUAUUACAGAGCGCCCUCGCCGGGUGAUUUCAGCACACCGACCUCCGCAACGUUCUCCGCCGGCCAAAAUAGCCCCCGAUGGGGGUCGGUCAUGUCCCCAGCCAAUUCGCACUCCCGGUCACAUAGCAUGUACGCAGGGUCGAGAACUCCAAGCCGCCGCCUAAGUGUUCCAUCCAGCAACAACCCAUUCCAGUCUCCCCACGGCCAAGGGGUUCGCCCUCCUGUUUUUGGCCCGGCUCUCAACUCGCCAAGCGCCGGGCCAUUUUCGCCGCAACAAAACAACAGCCUGCUUGGAUCGCCCACAAUUCCCACAUCAACAUGGUCUAGGAGAGAUUCGACUUCUUCGGGCACAGACGAAGCAUGGCGUAGGCGCACCUGGCAUCCCGAUACCCGCGAAUACAAUGGGGCAAGUAGACUCAGCCAAGUCAUUACACCAUCGCAGUUCCCCCCGGACACCGUGACUCUGCCCGCUCCCAAUGCGGGAGAGCCCCGGCAGCAGAUGAGACUCCCCGGUAUUGAGUCCUUUGACGAGUUCACAAGGCUCGCGCCCCCGCCACGCAACCCUUCGCCGAUGAUGAUCGAUUCCGAGGCCCGUCGGCCUUCCAUCCAGUUUCAAGUGCCUGAGCCACGCAUCGAGGACCCUCGAGGUCAUCCCACACAAUGGGAUUCCAACCUCCACCGCGGCCUUAAUCGAUUGGACAUUAACACGCCGCCAAGGGACACAGCGGGAACGUGGGCAAGCGAGGCUACUCAGGCUCUCCACGCUCGGGCCGAGCAAGCUAGGGUCAGGUUUGAGCCAGAGGUGGAGGCCUUGCCUCCGUCACGCGGCCCAAUGCCUCCCGCUAGCAGCGCUGGAAUGAUGGGCCCUCGGCACCAGCAUACCGUUUCGGCCCCUGCUUUCAACACUCCGCGUGAAGCCCGUCGUCAUGGGUGGUACAAUGGACCUGCGAGUGGCCAUCCCGCCGGCGAAACUAUCCCCGAGGGCCGGCCUCACGUCGACCGCAUUGUCCACCCUAAUGUCAGUUCCUUUCAAGGGUUCCCGGCCCGAGACCAGCAACAGCCGAUUGUCCAUCAACAACAACAGGGUCCCCAUGGGGAGCGAGUCGAGCGUAUGGAACGGAUCCCCGAGCGGCCUCCGAAUCAGGGAGGAGAACCCGAAGCCAUGAAACGGUUGGAGGCCCUGGUUGCCGUGGCCACUGGUCAGGGCUCCGUGGCGACCGCAUAUUGA
This is a messenger RNA of Dichotomopilus funicola, 2022 nucleotides long. RefSeq lists its product as uncharacterized. The record is from RefSeq and is a predicted model, not a curated record. Gene Ontology annotation, biological process: regulation of transcription by RNA polymerase II. Gene Ontology annotation, cellular component: nucleus. Gene Ontology annotation, molecular function: DNA-binding transcription factor activity, RNA polymerase II-specific; RNA polymerase II cis-regulatory region sequence-specific DNA binding. Bases 1 to 2022 code for a protein of 673 amino acids. The transcript is spliced from 2 exons. NCBI's taxonomy places the organism in Eukaryota, Fungi, Ascomycota, Sordariomycetes, Sordariales, Chaetomiaceae.